Lepisosteus oculatus (spotted gar) is the source of this 2604-nucleotide messenger RNA. RefSeq lists its product as uncharacterized. The record is from RefSeq and is a predicted model, not a curated record. NCBI's taxonomy places the organism in Eukaryota, Metazoa, Chordata, Actinopteri, Semionotiformes, Lepisosteidae.
CUCACAGUUGCACGAACACUGCUCAACAUGUUUUUGUUAUAUUUAUUAGAACUAUUGAUUUUCUAUCAGUCAGUGAAGAAGAUGAAAGUCUACAUUUGUUUUCUGAUUGUUUUAGACAGCAAAGCCUUUGUUGUACCCACAGAAAAAAGGAUGCCACUCUCCUCUAAACUGCACAUGUCUCCUGGAGGUUUCUUCAACGCGUCCUCAUUGAACGAGCCUCAGUCCCAAAAAGAAACAAUACUCUUCCCACUCCAAAGAACAAUACCUGUGGUACCCAGAUUUUCAGGCACAUACCGGAGACACUCUACAGUGUUUGUCAUGGGACCUCAAAUGAGCAAGAAUUCACCUGUUUCUAUUCCUCUACGAGGUCCAUCUCUGGCUCUGCCGCCAGCAGGCCCUGCACAUCUUUACAGACCACAAGUUUAUGUAUUCCGACCACCUGCACCCGCACCCUUACCACCUGUUGAGAACAGAGGUUCUCAGCUGGAUGCCCGUUCUACCGCGCCAGACCCGGCACAACCGUGUAGCACUCGAGUCGCUGUGAGAUCGCCUCCAUUGGCGCCUCAGGCCCAAAGGCCAGUGUCUCCGCUCUUCGUUUUCCUGCGCCGCACUGUUCCCGCUGUGGCGCCUCCUCCGGUGUCGCGUUCAGGUCCACGCUUUGUGUUUGCAACAGGCCGCGCAGCCAUUCCUGGUGUAUUGUUUGUGCCUGGUCAGAAGACCCUGUCAGCACACUUAACAUCUCCAAGACUUCCGCCAGGCCCACAGCCCAGUCUUACAAUACGUCAGCCCCAGCCACCAUCUCCACCUCUUCCCCCUGCAAUAAUUCCAACCUCAAUGCCCAGGAUCCCAUCCCUCCCAAGCAUUGUAAAUCUGCAAGGUCGAAUUAUUGUCAUACCAUAUGUCUUUGCUCCUCAUAAUCGUUUACACAAGCAAAAGCUUAUGGCUCACCCUAGCCUCACAACGGGUUCCCCAACUACAAGCUCUGCUGUAUCCACUGUUGGUAAAACAAGCGCUCUUGCCACAACUGUAGCUACCACCACCAAAGGAUACACGACUACAGUCGACACAACAACAGCUAGUACAACUAUAACAACUGUAUCUGUUGAUAAAACAACUUUAGCUGAAACCACUAUAUCUGAAAAAAACAUAUCUGGCACCACUUUAGCUGCCACUACAACAGCAACUACAGCUGAAACAACAGUAGCUGAGACAACUGUGGCCGAAAUGACAGUAGCAGAGACAACUGUGGCCGAGAUGACAGUAGCUGAAACAGCGGCAGCAGAUGUAACACUUAUUACUGCUGCUAUUCUAGAUGACACAACUACAGCUGAAACAACAGUAGCUGAGACGACUGUCGCCGAGAUGACAGUACCAGAGACGACUGUGGCCGAGAUGACAGUAGCUGGAACAGCUGCGGCAGAUAUAACACUUAUUACUGCUGCUAUUUUAGACGACACAACUACAGCUGAAACAACAGUAGCUGAGACGACUGUGGCCGAGACAACUACAGCUGAAACAACAAUAGCAGAGACGACUGUGGCCGAGACAACAAUAGCCGAGACUACGGUGGCCGAGACAACUGCAGCAGAGACAACAGUAGCUGAGACGACAGUGGCCGAGACAACUACAGCCAAGACAACGGUGGCCGAGACAACUACAGCUGAGACAACAGUAGCUGAGACGACGGUGGCCGAGACAACUACAGCUGAGACUGUGGCUGAGACCACUACGGCUAAAAAAACAGUAUAAUAUGUUAGAUAGUAUUUCCCUCUUCUGGAAAUAAGUGACAAUACAAAGAAUUGCAAUUUAUUCAUGGUUAAGGUAAAAAUAUGUGGUGCCAUUCUAAAAGGCGAUUCUUUUAAAAUAUCCUGUUGUUUGUCAUUUAUUCACUAAUUGUGCUUUUAACAACUCUUGUCGAGACUUUUGGACUUAAAAAGUUAUCUCACUGAUCCCUCUUGUGACCAAUCUUGGUAAUGUACACAAAUUGAGCUGGAGAAACUUUAUUCUAAACUAGGUUAAUUUAGGGUCUGCUAGAAUGCCAUAUUUUCAUUGCAAUCUUUUUGUUAAAAGGAUACAUACAGUACUCAAUAUAAAUAAAACCGACCCACAAAUCUACUGUAUUUCUGUUUAAAAAAUAAAGCCAUGACUAGAGGAAAACUAGUCACUGCCAAAAUUGCUGCAUAUUAAUAACUUAGCCAUAUGUGACAUGAGAAAACGAUGAGUUUUGAAACAACUAAAUACAAAAGGCAGAAUGUUGUUGUUUAGAUGUAGAAUAGUAUGUUUUACGAUGAAAAGGUUUUAUCUGUCACGUGUAUAAGCAAUGGCACUUUUCUGUUUUGUUUUACCUUGUAAAGAAGCAUAUAAAGAUUCUCUUAAUCCCAAUGUAACACGGUCAGUCAUUGUUAGCAAAUGUUUUACCAGGCUAAAGAAUAAUUCAACACUGAGCAUAUACGUUUACAGUCUUAAAAAUGUACUAUUAUAAGUGCUACCUGAGUUUGUCUUCCAGAAAUCCAACUACAUUUACUGUAGUUGACAUCUUUAUCUUGUAUUUUAUAUUAACUUCCUGUCAUCAAUGUUUUACAAACCAUGUGCUCUGGCAAUUUU